UCCCGUUGGAGUGGUAAGAAUGUCGGUGAAUUACGCGGCGGGGUUGUCGCCGUAUGCGGACAAGGGCAAGUGCGGCCUCCCUGAGAUCUUCGACCCCCCCGAGGAAUUGGAGCGGAAGGUGUGGGAGCUGGCAAAGCUGCUUUGGCAGUCCUCCAAUGUGGUGUUCCACACGGGCGCUGGCAUCAGCACUGCCUCGGGCAUCCCUGACUUCAGGGGCCCCCAUGGCGUCUGGACGAUGGAGGAGCAGGGCCUCGCUCCCAAGUUCGACACCACCUUCGAGAGUGCGCGGCCCACGCAGACCCACAUGGCACUAGUGCAGCUGGAGCGCGUGGGCCUCCUCCAGUUCCUUGUCAGCCAGAACGUGGACGGGCUGCAUGUGCGCUCCGGCUUUCCUAGGGACAAGCUGGCAGAGCUUCACGGAAACAUGUUUGUAGAAGAAUGUGUCAAGUGUAAGAUGCAGUACGUCCGGGACACUGUCGUGGGCAGCAUGGGCCUCAAAGCCACUGGCCGGCUCUGCACUAUGGCCAAGGCGAGAGGCCUGCGGGCCUGCAGGGGGGAGCUGAGAGACACCAUCCUGGACUGGGAGGAUGCCCUGCCGGAAAGAGACCUCUCUCUCGCUGAUGAGGCCAGCAGGAAUGCGGACCUGUCCAUCACACUGGGCACUUCCCUCCAGAUCCGGCCCAGCGGGAACCUGCCCCUCGCCACCAAGCGCCAUGGAGGCCGGCUGGUCAUCGUCAACCUUCAGCCCACCAAGCACGACCGCCAGGCCGACCUGCGCAUCCACGGCUACGUAGACGAGGUCAUGACCCGGCUCAUGCAGCACCUGGGCCUGGAGAUUCCUGCCUGGAAUGGCCCGUGCGUGCUGGAGAAGGCGCUGAUGCCCCUGCCCCGCCCGCCCGCCCCCAAGCUGGAGCCCAAGGAGGAGUCCCCCACCCAGCUGAAUGGCCCGGCGCCGGCCAGCCCCAAGCAGGAGCCUGCUGCCGAAUCCCCUGUUCAGCACAAUGGUUCUGGGCCUGUCAGCCCCAAAAGGGAGCGGCUGGACAGUCCUGCCCCCUGCAGGACUCCUAAAAGGGUGAAGACUGAGGUGCUUCCCAGCUGACCACGGGGGCUGGGAGGGCGGGGCUUUUUGAAGAAGCCGUGGAUUUGUUUCUGUCUUAACCUGUUUCAUGUUGCUAACUUGCCUCUGUGCUGAGGGAGGAGACCUCAGGGCGCUGAGAGCUGUACUGCAGGCCCCAGAGCAGACCUGCCCGCUGCUGGGGCUCCCUUUAGCUCUUGGGGCCUCUGGUAGGGGCGUGGGGAGCCCUGCCCUGGACUCAGACCUUCCAGCAGACACCACAGGCACCACCUUCGCCCCAGCCCAGCUCAGGACAUUCUAGGGAGGUGUGGCCACACCCUCCCUCAAUUUGGGGCCUAAACAGGAAUUAACUCACUCUACCCCCUGGGCCCUCACAUCUCCCCCAACCCCUACCUUCACAGGCCCUCCAGGAGGGGAGGGAGGCAGACCUGCCCUUUAAGGAGCUGAACUUCAUGGUGGAACAGACAAUAGAGGUUACACUGCCUUUGGGCUGGAGGGAGAAAGUGGGCCCACCUGGCUCCCUCCAGCCUUCCAGAAAAGUCUUCAGUGCAAUAAAAGCAGAACUUUUUGCAUCAGAGUCUGUGUUUAACAGCCUUGUGCCAGGGACAGGUCCUAGUCCUGGGGGAAGGAGCUCGAAGUGCUCUGAUCCUGAUGUCAGUGUGGGCUUCCAUGCAAUUCAGGCCUGGAGACGAAGGAGGACAAUACCAGCUGCUGGCAUUCCUUCAGCCCUCAGUUUGUAAACAUGUACCUAUUUGCAUGGCUUUUAAAUACUUGCCCUCACUCCUAGGCUGUGAGACUGGAGGAAAGAAGCCAUGUCCUGUCGUGAUUGCAGCCCUCGGGCACCUGUGCCAAGAGGGCUGGGGCGACCUGUGAGAAGUUCAGGUGCAGCUGGGUUCCACCCCUUAGCUGAAGUCUGCGGCGGGCCCCUUCACUUCUGAUGCCUCAGUCUCUUAAUGGGUAAAAUGAACAGGGUGGGCAGCCCCUCCUUCCUAGAAGGCGGCUGCUUGGUUCCUACGCUGCCGCGGCCCUUGAAGAACCUCCGGAGGCUGCUGGAGAC
Pteronotus mesoamericanus is the source of this 2132-nucleotide messenger RNA. RefSeq names its product sirtuin 6 (gene SIRT6). The record is from RefSeq and is a predicted model, not a curated record. Gene Ontology annotation, molecular function: histone H3K9 deacetylase activity, NAD-dependent; transcription corepressor activity; NAD+ binding. Gene Ontology annotation, biological process: negative regulation of transcription by RNA polymerase II. Bases 20 to 1099 code for a protein of 359 amino acids. Gene Ontology annotation, cellular component: nucleus. The transcript is spliced from 8 exons. Lineage: Eukaryota; Metazoa; Chordata; Mammalia; Chiroptera; Mormoopidae.